This is a messenger RNA of Polypterus senegalus (gray bichir), 1382 nucleotides long. It is a transcript of the gene fancf, whose product is annotated as FA complementation group F. The transcript is spliced from 2 exons. NCBI's taxonomy places the organism in Eukaryota, Metazoa, Chordata, Cladistia, Polypteriformes, Polypteridae. Gene Ontology annotation, cellular component: Fanconi anaemia nuclear complex. The record is from RefSeq and is a predicted model, not a curated record. Gene Ontology annotation, biological process: interstrand cross-link repair. Bases 272 to 1324 code for a protein of 350 amino acids.
UUUUGCAGUUUCCUGGUUCAGAUAGGAACGGAAGUGUUUUUCUCUCUCUACUUCCUUCACUAUUUGAUUUGCUUGGCGCCAAGGGUAAACCGAACACAAAGAUUGUUACAAUACCCGGGCAAUUUAAACACGUGCCUUAAACCUCUGCGCACUACAGUAUAGAGCACUUACCGGUCCGGCCCUUCUCGGACUUUUUUUUUGCCAGGAUAAAGUGGACAUCUGCUUCGCUGCUGCUUGUUUGAUUGCUUGUUUACUUGUUUAAGCGAUAGCCAUGGCGACGGCGGAGACUCUCUUCGAGGACGUAGUUCACAUGGCACGGGUGUUCGUUAUUGUCCAGAGUCCACACUUGUCAAGCUGGGAGCCACCACACGUUCGCAGUGCCUUUCGCUGGGCAGCCUUUUUCGAACAGGUACACCGCCAGGCUGACUCCAACCCACGUGUGCGAAGAAUUGUGGAGGACGCUUUGGGGACAGCCCACUCCGAAAUUCGCCGGAUUUUCCUCCGGGGUUACCGACAGUUAACUUUCGGGGACCUCGAACACUGUCAGGGCGUGCUAUUGACCCAGCUACUCUGCAACCCUUCGCUACCUCAUGCAGUUUCGUCCGAGCUGUUUAGUUUGAUCAAUCCGUGGGACGCCCCUGGAAAGCAAAAUGUGGACUAUUUAGCAGACGUUAUGAGGCAGCAGGCUGCAGCGUCUGUGCUAUCCGUGGCUGCGCACCCGCACAUUAAUGGCCUGUCUCUAGGGACUAACGAUAUAGAGACAGCUGGGAAGAUGCUUAUGAGGUGGCUGCGGGACAGUCUCGGUUAUUUAGGCACAGUGGAUAAAGUGUUGGACCUCAUGGACUCUCUCUUACUGUCAUCCCUGGCAGAGGACGCGAAUCAAAGCGCAUACUUUUGUCCAUUAAUGGCAUCGUCUUUGUUAAUAUCCGAGGAUGAGUUCGGAUCUGCACCUUUUAAGCUCUUGCUUGAGUGGUUGACGAGGAACAAUUGCUUAAUGCGUAGGCUGUGUGAAAAGUUGCACUUAACUCCUGCAGGUUUCCUGGCCCAAAGAUACCCAUCAUUCAGGGCUGCCUACGUCGGCUUCCUGACGGAUCAAGGGCGGUCCAUGCAGUACGACGUGGUUCUAAGAGAGUGGAUUCACACAUCAGAUGGACUGGACUGGAACAAUUUGCUGGCGCGUUUUCGCAUCUUGCUGGAAGGACCAGAGGAAGUUAAAAAAGAAACGGAAAGUGCGUUGUUCUCCCUGAAGGCUGCGGACGGUGAUUUUGACGUAUGGGGCAUUAGUGUUUGGACUGAUUUGCUUAUCGCUUUAAAGAAAAUGUGAAGGAAAUCUACCCAAAGACCAGAGUUAUUCAGCAAAGACACAGUCAGAAAAGGGCCAC